AUGAAUUUGAUGCUGGAGAAACUCCUAUUUGUUAGGAUCAUAUCCCAGGUUCCGUUUUUCUAUUUCUUGUUGCAUUUCUGCUCAGCACAGGAUGUUCCAGCUUUCUAUAUUUUUGGAGAUUCACUGGUUGAUGUAGGAAACAAUAUGUAUCUUAAGAACACUAUAGCAAAGCCAGGUUUUCCUAAUGGGAUCGAUUUCGGGAAUCCAGUUGGUGUUCCUUCAGGAAGAUACACAAAUGGUAGAACAGUAAUUGACAUCAUAGAACAGGAAUCUGGCUUGAAAAGUUGCACUCCUCCUUACUUGGGUCCAACAACCACUGGAAAUGUUAUUCUGAAGGGUGUCAACUAUGCUUCUGCUGCAUCAGGAAUUCUUAAUGAAACAGGAUCAGUAUUUGGCAAUAUAAUCCCUCUGGACAUGCAGAUCAGUAACUUCGCGAAAACGAGGCAAGAUAUCAUAUUACAAAUUGGUACCCUAGCUGCUCAGAAGUUGCUUAACAGGGCUAUCCAUAUUGUUGCAACUGGCUCAAAUGACGUAAUGCAUGUGGCAGAGACUAAAUUAGAGAGGCCCAAGUCAUAUUAUCUUGACACCAUAAUUUCAAGAUUCAGAUCACAGCUCACGAGACUCUACAGAUUGGACGCUAGGAAGUUUAUAGUAGCAAAUAUUGGUGCGACGGGAUGUGUACCUAAUGUGAGAGAUAAGUAUCCAUUAAUAUUUGAUGGUUGUGCUCCUUCUUUCAACAAAAUAUCACAAGCAUAUAACAGAAGAUUGAAGAGGCUGCUUGAAGAGCUUCAUGCAAAUCUUACAGGAUCAAAGUUUGUCCUUGCAAAUACUUAUGCUAUGACAGAAGAUAUAAUUCGAAACUAUAUAUCAUAUGGAUUUGAAAAUGUAGACGAAGCAUGUUGCCAUUUACUAGGACCCCAUGGAGGUCUUGUAUUUUGUUUUGAACUGUCUCACGUUUGUCAGGAUAGAACCAAGUAUGUUUUCUGGGAUCCAUGGCAUCUAACUGAAACUGCAAACCUAAUUGUAGCGAAGCAUACGAUGGAUGGUGGCCGGAAUUACAUAUCACCUAUGAAUUUCAGGCAACUUUUGAAUUCUUGAAUUGUUAAAAAAGAAAUGCAAAAUGAAAUUCUGUAAUAUCACAUUGGGAGUUCAGCCUGUGUUUUCAUAGGACUGUUCAAUGUCAAAGAAUUACAGUCUGCCAAGCUGCAACUUUAUUUUGCAAAGAAAAGGAAUAAAGUUAAA
Ricinus communis (castor bean) is the source of this 1242-nucleotide messenger RNA. Its product is annotated as GDSL esterase/lipase At4g16230. The record is from RefSeq and is a predicted model, not a curated record. Bases 1 to 1098 code for a protein of 365 amino acids. The transcript is spliced from 5 exons. Lineage: Eukaryota; Viridiplantae; Streptophyta; Magnoliopsida; Malpighiales; Euphorbiaceae. Gene Ontology annotation, molecular function: hydrolase activity, acting on ester bonds.